AUGGUGCAGCUAGGCUGAAAAGGGGAAACUGUCAGAAGAUAAUGAGAUUUCUUACAUAGAUGCAAGAAACAUUCCUGUCAAUGUAGCGCCUGCAAAACUUUGUCAGAAGUCCAGUUCUUGAUUGGAAGAUUUUAUUCUUUUUCUUGUUUUAAUUGCUGGAAGUUGGAAUAGUUAAACUAUCUGUUCGGGCAACAUUCUGAAAUGUUUAAGUCCUGAACAGCUGAUAAAAGUGGUCUGCUUGCAGCAAGUUCUAUAAAUUAAGUUGUCCCUGCCUGUCUUUCCAAGUCUUGGUCAGAGAAGAAACUUAAUACUGUAUUUUAUGUGGUUCCCCUCCCUUCCCCCACCCCAUUUUGGGAAGAGUGAGGGACUUGGAAAUGAGUCCUGAUGGUAACGUUAGUGAUAAUAAAUAAGAGCAAUUGGAAAAAGGGCACGCAUGGAUGAGACUUCUCUGUAAGUGAACACAGUUAACAAGCAGCUGUAGAGAAAAAAAUCAGACUUCUUUCAGAGGGCUUUCAGAGAAAUCCAUCCUGAUGGAAGGGGAGGCAGCAGGGAGUUCUAUGCCAGCCAGCAAGAGAGCAGCCAGCAAACCGAUGCGGAUUGCCCUUGGCGUGUUUGUGAGCAGCACGGCUGUGCUUGGCACUGCACUUUUCCUGGUUAGCCAAGGUCUUAUAAAAUUUAAUCCCAAACAACAGUAUUGCUUGACUUCUGAAUGCAUUGAAGCUGCUGCUGCCAUCAGAAGCAAACUUAAUAUAUCUGUGGAUCCCUGUGAUAAUUUUUUUCGGUUUGCCUGUGAAGGAUGGAUAGAGAAUAAUCCAAUUCCUGAAGAUGCAUCAAAUUAUGGAAUCUAUCCUUGGCUGAGGCACAAUGUCGACCUCAAGCUGAAAGUUCUCCUUGAGAAACCUCUGAGCAAAAGGCGAGACAGUGAAGCUGUACAGAAGGCCAAGAUUCUUUAUUCUUCAUGCAUGAAUGAGAAUAAGAUAGAGAAAGCUGAUGCAAAGCCCCUUUUGAGCAUGCUGAAACAUUCUCCAUUCCGCUGGCCUGUGCUGGAAUCGAACAUUGGGCCUGAAGGAUUGUGGUCAGAAAGGAAGUUCAGCAUGCUCCAGACCCUGGCUGCCCUUCGUGGUCAAUAUAGCAGUUCUGUUUUCAUCCGAAUGUAUGUGGCUUCUGAUGAUAAGAUCUCUAAUGAGCACGUCAUCAAGCUAGACCAAGGAUCUUUGUCUCUAUCAGCACAGGAAGACUACCUAGAGAACACCACUGAAGCUAAAUCUUACAGAGAUGCCCUGUUCCAGUUCAUGGUUGAUACAGCCGUGCUUUUGGGUGCCAAUGCUUCGCGUGCAGAAUUGGACAUGAAGUCUGUGCUUAAACUCGAAGUCAAAAUAGCUGAGAUAAUGAUUCCACAUGAGAAUCGAACCAGUGAAUCUAUGUACAACAAAAUGAACAUAUCGGAACUUAGCACCAUGACCCCCCAGUUUGACUGGCUGGGGUACAUCAAGAAGGUGAUUGACACCAAGCUCUAUCCUGAGCUUAAAGACAUAGAUGCUUCAGAAAAUGUGAUUGUUCGUGUGCCCCAGUACUUCAAGGAUUUAUUCAGGAUACUAGAAAGCGAAAGAAAAAAGACUAUUGCCAACUAUCUGGUAUGGAGAAUGGUUUAUUCAAGAAUAUUUAACCUCAGCCGACAUUUUCAAUAUAGGUGGUUGGAAUUUUCAAGGGUAAUCCAGGGGACAACCUCCUUGCUGCCUCAAUGGGAUAAAUGUGUAAACUUUGUGGAAAGUGCUCUCCCUUAUGUUUCUGGAAGAAUGUUUGUAGAUCUGCAUUUCCAAGAAGACAAAAGGGAAAUGAUGGCAGAGUUGACUGAAGGGAUUCGUUGGGCCUUUAUGGACAUGCUGGAGAAAGAAAACACCUGGAUGGAUUUGGAAACAAAAAGAAGAGCGAUUGAAAAGGCAAAAGCAGUUUUGGCAAAAGUGGGUUACCCUGAAUUUAUAAUGAAUGAUACAUAUAUUUCUGAAGGCAUCAAAACAAUGAAGUUUUCAGAAACGGACUAUUUCGGCAAUGUACUUCAGACCCGCAAACAGGCAGCACAGUCUGAUUUCUACUGGCUGAGAAAAGAAGUUCCAAAAACAGAGUGGUUUACUAGUCCAACAACUGUCAAUGCCUUUUAUAGUUCAUCUACAAAUCAAAUCAGAUUCCCAGCAGGAGAGCUCCAGAAGCCUUUCUUUUGGGGAACAGAAUAUCCCAGAUCUUUAAGCUAUGGUGCCAUUGGAGUAAUUGUUGGGCAUGAGUUUACCCAUGGGUUUGAUAAUAAUGGCCGUAAAUAUGACAAGAAGGGAAAUUUGGGUCCCUGGUGGUCUUUGGAAUCUGAAGAGAAAUUUAAAGAGAAAACAAAAUGUAUGGUCAAUCAGUACAACAGCUAUUACUGGAAGAAAGCGAGCUUGAAUGUAAAAGGAAAGAGAACAUUGGCAGAAAACAUUGCAGACAAUGGAGGUUUGCGACAGGCUUUCAAGGCCUAUAGGAAGUGGAUCAAAGAAAAGAGACAAGGAGAGGAAGAGGCCUUAUUACCAGGCAUUGACUUCACCCACAAUCAGCUCUUCUUUCUGAGUUAUGCUCAUGUGAGAUGUAAUGCCUUUAGACCAGAAAGUGCGAGAGAGCAAAUCUACACUGGAGUUCACAGCCCUCCUCAGUUCAGAGUUAUUGGUGCUAUGAGUAAUUUUGAGGAGUUCCAGAAAGCUUUCAACUGCCCAGAAAAUACUACAAUGAAUCGAGGUGCAGACUCCUGUCGGCUUUGGUAGUGAUUGCUCCAGAAUCCUGUGCUGGAAUCACUUCCUGAAAUCACUCUCUCAUUUCAACAGUUCCAGACUGUUAAUGAGCUACUGUUGCAUCAGAACAGCAUCAGACAACUGUGGACCAGAUUUGUUGUUUUGUAUGCCUUUUUAUCUGUAGGUGACCUGCAUAGAUCUACUAUUUAAUUGCUUGUUCAAGAUAUUACAACUGUUCAAAAUAUAUAGUGUAUAGAAAAGGACAGAACUUAUCAGAGAAAUAUAUACAGAUGGUUCGUUACUUACGGAUUAUUUUCAUAAAUAAUUCUACUCUAUGAUUUAGCAGGUUGACCUCUACGUAUAUUUAUUCAGAAGUAUGUCCCGCUCUAUUCAAUGGACUUUACUCACAAAGAAGUGUAGUACGAUUGCAGGCUUAAGUGAACAGGAUUUAAAUGGAUUGAACUUCUGCUUUUCAGAACACAGGCGUGGAGAAACCAUCUGUGUCUGGUGGCCAUGAUGCUGUUUUAGUUGAUGGGUACAUCCAAAAACAUCCACACUUUCUAUCACACACACUCUCUCAACACACAGCAGCCAUGUGUAUAUUUUCCAUAACUCCCUCCUCCCAAAUAAAAAAUAGCUUUGGGAGUUUGAGUGAAGGGAAAGCAGGUGAUGUUGGGGCUGCUUAACCCUUUUCCAUUCUGUUUGCCCCUCAAUAUUCCACUUGCCCUCUGAGCUGUUUUUUCCCCUUGUGGUAAAAAAAGACUGCCUAGUUGGAGCUUUAGGCAUGUCUGUCCAUCCUUCCUUCCUUCCUUGCAUGUGUACAUAUGUAUGCUUGCUGAUGCACUAUUUCCACAGCCCUAUAGGAAUAUGGAAUAGUGUAUUUGCAACCAUACAUAAGUCUAGUUCCAACCCAGUGGCAAAGACUGCUACUAAGAACAGAAGGAAGGAGGCAGUCUUUCUUGUUUUUUUGUGCUAACCUCACUCUUUUCCCUCCCACCCAAAGCUUAAGGUUGCACUUAAGCCACACACACCCCACAACUGGCUGAUAAUGUAUCGCAUACAUGGAACUGGGACCAAAGCAAAGCAGACUUAUCUCUUCAGCAGGGAAGUGCUGCAGUGAAAACAGAAAGCAAAUCUCUGACUGUAUAUGCUGAUCUUUCCCACAUGCACAUGCCCCUGCUGUGGAUUCCAGCCAUUGUUUGUAGACCUUGGAUGUUUUACUCAUUACAUAACUGUGAAAUGUAUAAUUCAGAUUCAGAAAAUAAAACCUCCCUGGUGCCUGGAAAGGCAGAUGUCUGGUCCCAUUGUGAUAAUUUAAGCACUCUCCUACAUCUCUUUAGCUGUUUGGUUGUUCCCGCACUGGUUUGGGUGCAUAUAAAACCUCUGUGUGGUCUAUCCUAACUGGGUUGGACACAGACAUCUGCACUUAGUUUCCAUUGCAAUAAAAGGGAUUUAAGUCAAGUCGUGAAUAACUUGUCACAUUUAUUUCAAUAGGGCCUAUGUGCAAGUAACUAACUCUGCAAUCCUAACUCCACUUUCCUGGCAGUAAGCCCCAAUGAAUUCAAUAACAGGACUUCUGAGUAAACAUGGUUAGGAUUGCACUUUGUCUGAAUCCCACCCACUGUAUUUACACAUAAAAUAAGUGACAAACCUCCUGAAAAGGUGGGUGUUGCUUCCAUGGUAUGUAAACAUGGCAUCAGGAUGGUCCAUGUAUACAGAAGCCUUUACGCAUACUCAAAACUAUUGUAGGUGCACUGUGAAAGAAGCAGCACUCCUGCUGCUAAAGGCAAAUGUAAAGAGCCAGAGAGUCUUAGCUGGCUUCUAGUUUUUCUUGCAGUUUUAUUUGUUGCAUAACCAUUUCAGGAAUAAAUAUUACAAGAGUACAACAAAUGUUUUUUUUAAUGACUGCUGUAUACAUUUUUGCACAUUUUAUUUUUAAGGGAAUGGAAAUGACUGCUAAUUAGCUGAUGUAGAGGGAUUUUAUAAACUAUAUCAUAGAAUAAAAGCUUUCCAGAAUA
Rhineura floridana is the source of this 4771-nucleotide messenger RNA. RefSeq names its product phosphate regulating endopeptidase X-linked (gene PHEX). Lineage: Eukaryota; Metazoa; Chordata; Lepidosauria; Squamata; Rhineuridae. The record is from RefSeq and is a predicted model, not a curated record. The coding region runs from base 531 to 2786 and encodes 751 amino acids. The transcript is spliced from 22 exons. Gene Ontology annotation, biological process: protein processing. Gene Ontology annotation, molecular function: metalloendopeptidase activity. Gene Ontology annotation, cellular component: plasma membrane.